Metarhizium brunneum ARSEF 3297 is the source of this 1503-nucleotide messenger RNA. RefSeq lists its product as uncharacterized. The record is from RefSeq and is a predicted model, not a curated record. NCBI's taxonomy places the organism in Eukaryota, Fungi, Ascomycota, Sordariomycetes, Hypocreales, Clavicipitaceae. Gene Ontology annotation, molecular function: aldehyde dehydrogenase (NAD+) activity. Gene Ontology annotation, biological process: polyamine catabolic process.
AUGAGCGCCCCGUCCAUCCAACUAACAGCUCCAAACGGGGUAAAAUAUACCCAGCCUACGGGCCUCUUCAUCAACAACGAGUUUGUCAAGUCAAGAUCCGGAAAGACCAUCACGUCUCUCGACCCCGCUACUGAAAACGAAAUUGCUACCGUCCAGGCCGCUGGCCCUGAAGAUGUAGACGACGCUGUCAAGGCUGCCCAUGCGGCGCUGAAGCACCCCUCGUGGAAGCAGAUGCCUGUGUCCGACAGGGGCAAGUUGAUAAGCCGUCUUGCGGACCGGCUGGAAGCACAAAGGGAGUUGUUUGCUACGAUUGAAGCCUGGGAUAAUGGCAAAACGUAUGCCGAGGCUCUCAGUGUCGAUUUGGAGGAAGCCAUUGGCACAUUUCGCUACUAUUCUGGCUGGGCGGACAAGAUCUCGGGCCAAACCAUUCCCACCACUCACCAAAAGUUCGCCUAUACCAUCCGUCAACCCAUUGGAGUUGUCGGCCAAAUUAUUCCUUGGAAUUACCCGUUAUCGAUGGCUUCUUGGAAACUCGGGCCAGCCCUCGCGUGCGGAAACACCGUUAUUAUCAAGGCAGCCGAGCAGACUCCCCUUAGUAUUCUUGUUCUAGCCUCAUUGAUCAAGGAGGUCGGCUUCCCGGCCGGCGUUGUCAACGUCGUGAAUGGAUAUGGAAAGGAUGCAGGAGCGGCCAUAGUCGAGCAUCCUCUAGUGGACAAGGUCGCCUUCACCGGUUCUACAGCCACUGCCAGACACAUCAUGAAGAUGGCUUCCGCUACGCUCAAGAACAUUACUCUGGAGACGGGAGGAAAAUCGCCUCUCCUCGUCUUCGCAGAUAGUGACUUGGAGCAGGCUGUAAAAUGGUCUCACCUCGGAAUCAUGUCCAAUCAAGGCCAGAUAUGCACGGCCACGUCGCGCAUCCUGGUCGAGGACAGCGUCUAUGAUCAAUUCGUCGACCAAUUCGUCCAGCAGACCAAGACGGUCAGCAAGGUUGGCGACCAAUGGAGUCCUGAUACAUAUCAGGGCCCCCAAGUUUCCAAGCUGCAGUAUGAGCGAGUUCUCGAGUACGUUGAAGCCGGAAAGGCCGAGGGUGCGAGACUUGUGUGUGGUGGGAAGCCUCUCCAUGCUGACACCAAGGGAUUCUUCAUCGAACCUACCAUCUUCACCGAGGUCAAGGACAGCAUGCGAAUUUACCGUGAGGAGAUUUUUGGUCCCGUCGUGGUGAUUAGCCGGUUUAAUUCGGAGGAAGAGGCAAUUUCUCGAGCCAACGACUCCACCUACGGCCUCGGAGCUGCCGUCUUCACCAAAGAUCUUGAGCGUGCGCACCGGGUUGCAUCUGAGAUUGAGGCGGGUAUGGUUUGGGUAAAUAGCAGUAAUGACGGUGAUCCAAAGGUUCCUUUCGGAGGUGUCAAGCAGAGCGGCAUUGGGAGAGAGCUUGGUGAGGCUGGUUUGGAGGCCUACAGCCAGGUUAAAGCCGUCCACAUCAACAUGGGUAAUCGACUUUGA